GGAUGAUCAGUCAACGUGGCCACGCUCUAGCUUUCCCUCGUUAGUUACUUAUUGACCUUCAAGAUACCAACAUUAUUGUGACUGGAGAGUUCCCUCCUCCUCUCCGGCCACGAUUUCGGCCAGCCCACUACCACCCACUUUCCAUUCCUCGCUUCGUGUUCCGGAAUGGUUCUCGGCCAUGGAGUCUUUUGUGCCUAAGGAUUCGCCUUUGGAUGACUACCUCCAAGGAGUUGGUGGAAGCGAGGAGAACUGGUCAGCGGCAGAAGCGCAAAGCGACAGUGAACAUGAGGUCACAGCCUCUGAUUUUGCUCCUCGGGGAGCUUCUCGCUUCCAGAGCCGAGUUCGCAACAAGCUCCCAAAGCCCCUGAGACUCUGCAACUCGCCUCAUUCCGCGAUCGUCGAGAAGCUCUACACGGCCUGCUCGUCUGCCCUAAACGCGCGCAUUGCACGAGGAGACAACGAGCGCUUCCUGGAACAAUUCGGAUAUGUUAUCGUCGCCUCUCAACUGCUGAACGAGCACAGCGCCCCUUCCUACACCUCCGCCGCAGACGUCCUCGCAGCUUCACAGCCCGCAGACCUUCCAUCCCUCUCCACCACUUUUGGUCUGCAAGGUGCAAUAGUCACUGCUUCUACAUCCUUCUCGAUUGUGUGGUUACUACACUGGGGCCGGUCUAAGACGGGAUCUGGGUUGAAUUUACGGAAGUUCGGGAUCCUGUUGAUCCUGGUGCCGGUUCUUGGGGUCUUUUUCUAUGCUUUUGCGAAGCGACAGUGGCUGAAAUACUUGCGGCACCAGGCGGUGGAAGCCGCUGGGGCAUUUGUCGGAAAUGCUCAGGGGUUUGACUCGGCUGCAUCGGCUUCGGUGGUCUUUAUCCAAGAGGUAGAGCUGGUCUCUAGAGGCUAUCGGAUAAGCACACCCCUCCCCCCUAUCAGCCGAUUGGAAGACCAGGUGCAAAGCCGGCGAUGCUUGCGGCUGCGAAGAGCAGUAUCUGAAUGUUUUCGGUCCAUGCUUGAGCGCUAUAUUCAAUCGCAAAACACGCUCCGCCCGCUCACCGACGAGGCGAACCUUGCUAAAUAUUAUGACAUCUACGAUAUCGCAUUGGAAGAUCUGGAAGCAAUCGAGUCAACGCUCUCGCAACGCUCUAUUGAUGAUCAAUAUUCCUUACGUUCCCUGCGCGAAGCAUUCGGGAAAUUAUAUACAGUGAGGAAAAGCGUAUUAUGCUGUUUGCUUGCGCUUAGUGCCGAUGGAGGAGAAUCUGAUAUCGCGAGGUGGGGUUCGGCCGUGGAAGAGAUGCGCGAGCUCGCUGCAGUCACGGGGUCAAGCAUGACCAAAAUGGCCAACAUCCUGAACGAAGAAGACCGGGAUGUUAUUCCUCCUUCACCGUUACCGUCCGCUUCUCCAAGCAAGGAGCAUAUGCGUGCGCAAUUUCGGCGGCUGAACUCGUUAUCUCAGGGUGUUCGUGCCUUGCAUGCUAAAAUGCACAUCGUCAGUGAGGAGUCCAACGCCAAUCUCGAAAAGUCCGAGUCCGGUGAAUUCGAGGCCAGUCUCCUAGUACAGUAUGACUCCAUCGGUAGCGACAUUAGGGCCCUUCUCCAGGAAUGGGAAUUGGGGAAAGCUACCUUUGUCAACAAUCAGGAUCGCCUCAGCGUUGGGAACUUCUCCCGACCCCCGAGCACAGCCUUCCCACUGUCUCCUACACCUAGCCUUGGCGGUACCACCGCCGUGGAGGGUAGUCCCACCGAUGCGCUCAAAGCGCUGAACGGGGAGCGUCCAGACUUGACGCAUAGUUUUGAGGACGAGGAGAUCUUCGAGGCGGUUGUGCUCCCUUCUUCUAGAAAUAAGAGGGCAUCUCUAACGAGGGAUGAGCGUCUAGCGCGCGUUCGUGAAGCACGUGCCACUAAAGCAGCCGCCCAAGACAAGAUAUUUGCUAAAAGCAACAUGCUGAAGGAACUGGAGAUGGUUAUUCAGCAAAGACCUCGCAACAACUCUUCCAAGCGAGUGACUAGCAUCUAAUACGUGCUGAUACCGGGUUCCCUUGAAACCCAAGGCACUCAUACGCUCUCGUUCUUUUAUUCUUGCUCUGAUGUCGAGCAUGGCUUCACAUCGCCAUGGUUUGCUGACAUGAUACCCAUGAACUUUAUAGAGGGAUCAGGCGAAGAUGGAGUUUUUGAGGAUUAUUAGCCUUUAUUUCUUAUCCUUCCGGUCUUUGGGACCUUAUUCUUUCUCUUUGGUCUGAUUGUUCUGUGUUUUCUCUUGUAUUCUCACUUGCUGGAUGGGUUUCGCUCUGUACAUUUCUUUCUGGCUUUUUGCAGCUAAGAGGACGGACCUGGCUCCAAGAUCUUUCUGCCUUGUACAUUACUACAGCUUCUAUUCUUACCAAUGUCCUGUAAUUAUAAUUGUCUCGGAAC
Penicillium brasilianum is the source of this 2406-nucleotide messenger RNA. Lineage: Eukaryota; Fungi; Ascomycota; Eurotiomycetes; Eurotiales; Aspergillaceae. The record is from the annotation of a GenBank genome assembly.